AUGAACCAGCAAAGGACUCGCCCUAUCCAAAAGUUUGCCAAAGCAGUCUCACAAUGCUCUGUAGAGGCCACGUCUUAUGGCAAAUGCAUUGUUGCUGACUAUAACGCUGUACACAAAGACAAGUGUGUUAAGGAGUUUAUGAGGCUUAAAGACUGUUAUUUGGCAGCAUCAAAGAAAUCAUAG
Molecule: messenger RNA, 183 nt
Organism: Fusarium pseudograminearum CS3096
Lineage: Eukaryota; Fungi; Ascomycota; Sordariomycetes; Hypocreales; Nectriaceae
Exons: 3
Coding region: 1-183 (60 amino acids)
Biological process (GO): mitochondrial respiratory chain complex I assembly
Cellular component (GO): mitochondrion
Source: RefSeq, a predicted model, not a curated record